AGUACAGGUGUUGUUUGCCAUAGACAAGAAUGUCUAAAGUUUUAUUUCUUAUUUAUUUCUGAACUCUUUGAGAUACGUUUGAGGAUGUAUGUGCAGCACUCUGGAUCAGCUAUGAAAAUAAAACUUCUCAUGAUGUGCUUGGCUGCUGCACUCAUGGCAGUAUGUCAUGGUUGUGCUACAGGAAAGGAGUUCAUCACAACAUUUCUUCCUAACUACCAGCGUACUGCUGAAAAAGACCACCGUCUCCAUGUGGUUUUGACUGCUCACGGGUCUGAAGCCAGUGUUCAUAUACAGGUGGCUUCAGUGGAUUUCUCCAGGCAGCUGACCCUCUCUGCAGGUGAAAGCCGGUGGGUUUCUCUUCCAUGUGGAUCUGAGCUGCAACAGCAGUUUGUUACUCCAAACUCAGCAGUACGAAUCUCAUCUAGUGCUGAAAUCUCUGUGGUCUCUUUCAACCGUCGCCACGCCACGGGAGAUGGCACAGUGGUUUCCCCAACAGCAGAGCUUGGUACUGACUACUUUGUGUUCACACCCUCAGGAAGCAUUAAGUACAUGGACAGGCUACUGGCUAUCGUUAAUGGCAAUAGCUACAACCAGAUCACCAUCUUACCUGGUGCUGAUGUGUUGCUAAGAGGUGGAUCUAGGUGGCAGCGUGGAAAAGCAGUGACUGUUAUCCUGGCACCCUAUGCAUCCUACCUUGUACGAAGUCAUAAAACAUUGACAGGCAUGCGGAUUCAAUCUCAGAAUCCUGUAGCGGUCUUGGCAGGCCACCAGUGUCUGUCUUUGGGUUUGAAGUGUGAACAUGUGUAUGAACAGCUUCCUCCUUUGGCAAGCCUUGGUAAAGAAUACAUGGUACCCACGACCAGCAACUGUAAGGCCAUAAACUGGGCAGUGAUAGUAGCUACUGAAGACAACACUGAGGUGACACUGCACAAGGGAAAACUCUUAAACAAACAGAAACUAAGGAUGGCUGGAGAUGUCACCUUGCAGAAAGUGAUCUUCAAACAUCCACUGGUUGUCGAGAGUGACAAGAAAGUAAUGGUGCUGCUUCUUAGCAACAAUAAACCAAAUGACCCUUUUCUGAUAACGCUGACUCCUACCUGCAAGCUUGCUACUGAUUGGGCAGUUGAGACAGUGGGCGGGAUUCCCAGUACUGUUGCCAUCCUGUCAGAGAGGGAGGGGGCAGGUAGUGUGAAGGUGUGUCUUAAGGCUCGGUGCCUUUCACCUAAGUGGAUAAACUUCUUGUCAGAUAAGCGCUGGGUGUGGUCCAAUGUACCAGUGGGGAAAGAGCAGAGUCAUGUGACAGUGGAAGGUGAUGCCCGUAUGGCAGUCUACGUCUACGGUGGGAAAUACCGCCAUGCGUAUGGCAUUGCUGGAAUUUGUUCUGAAGGUCACUCCACCCCUGCACCACCCACUGAUCCAUGUGAACAGGUAAAAUGUCAAGUAAAGGAACGCUGUGUGAACGGAGCGUGUGUCCAUAUUUCCACAUCAACCUGCCGUGUGAUAGGUGACCCACACUACUUGACAUUUGAUGGCAGACGCUAUGACUUCCAGGGUUCCUGCACUUACAUUAUGGCAACAGUUGCAAAGACGGCAUCUGACAUUCUGCCUUUCACUGUGAUGACCAAGAAUGACCACAGAGGUAAUCGGCGAGUUUCAUUUGUGAGGACUGUAACUGUCAGUGUUCACAAGCAGACGAUUGUCAUAGGCGGAAACAGAAGACAAAUACAGGUGAAUGGAGAACUCCAGUACUUGCCUGUCAGUUUGUUGGGUGGCCAGGUCUCCGUAAAGCAGAGUGGAGCCUAUGCUUCCCUCAACACUGACUUUGGUCUAACUGUAAAAUAUGACUGGAACAUGAGGCUGUAUAUCACAGUGCCAUCCUCCUACUAUCAACAUCUCAGAGGCCUCUGUGGAAACUAUAAUGGGGACAGGAAAGAUGACCUGCCUGAACCAAAAGGAUCCCGUUUCUCAGCUGUGCUGAAGAUGAUCCAGCAGUGGAAAGUGAAUGAUUCUGAUUUGUUCUGUCAUGAUAACUGUGCUGGUCGCUGCCCCACAUGUUCACUGCAGCAGCAGGCCCACUUCCGCCAACCCAAACUCUGUGGGAUUCUGACAAUGGCAGAUGGACCAUUUUCAGCCUGUCACAAAAAAGUUGACCCCACUUUGUACUUGGACAACUGUGUUUAUGAUGUCUGUGUCAAUAAAGGUGCAAGACAGAUUCUCUGUGACAACUUGAAGAGUUAUGAUGAUGCCUGCCUGUCAGAAGGAGUAAAAGUCAGCCCUAAGUGGAGAAAGGUUUCCAAAUGUUUCCUUUCCUGUCCAGCAGGUAGCCACUAUGAGGCGUGUGGUUCAGCUUGCCCUGGCUCCUGUGUGUCCCCAGACAGUGAAGCGCAAUGUAAAACACUCUGUGUGGAGGGAUGCCAGUGUAAUAAAGGACUGGUGCUUAGUGGAGACAGAUGUGUUUCUAAGUCUAACUGUGGAUGUCAGUAUCUGGGCAGAUAUUAUCCAUCAACCACUAUUUUCUGGGGUGAUAACACCUGCACCACCAGGUGUCAAUGCCUUAAUGGGAAAGCUGAGUGCACAUCAGUUACCUGUAUGAAGAACGAGCACUGUGCCUUGAAGGGGGGUGUAAGGGACUGCUACCCAGAAUCCUACGCAUCAUGCCAGGGCACUGGAGACCCCCACUACAGAAGCUUUGACAAUCGGAGAUUUGAUUUUCAGGGCACUUGCACCUAUAUCCUGUCACAGCUCAUCAAGGGAUCAGAGCAGAGCCUGGUACCAUUCCAAGUGCUGGUCCAAAAUGAGAACAGAGGGUCUAACAAGGCUGUGUCCUUCACCAAGUCUGUCUCUAUUAGUUUAUUUGGUAACUUCACUGUCAGCAUGAGUCAUACCAGUCCAGGACAGAUACUGGUAAACACUCAGUCAGUGAACCUGCCCUACUCCAUGGAAGAUGGCAAGCUUUCCUUGUUCCGGCGGGGUUACUUUGGCAUUGUGACGACAUAUUUUGGUUUGACGCUCAGGUUCAACUGGAACAGCCACAUCAGCUUGACUUUACCUAGUUCAUACUCUGGUUCUACAACUGGAUUGUGUGGAAAUUACAAUGGAAAACCUGCUGAUGACUUACUUAAAUCUGAUGGCACCCAGGCUAAGCACAUAAAUGCUUUUGGACACAGCUGGAAGGCAGGGGGAGAUCCUGGCUGCACUAGUGACUGUCCUGAUGGUAAAUGUCCUGAGUGUGAGCCUUCACUGCUACUGCAUUACCAACAGGGGCACUACUGUGGCAUCAUCGCUGACAAGUCUGGACCGUUUAGGCAGUGUCACAGUAAACAGGACCACACUCCCUUCCUCAGAGACUGUGUUUUUGAUUUGUGUAUGUACCAAGGCCAUUCCUCUGCCCUAUGCAACAGUCUGUCAGCUUUCAGCACCUCUUGUCAAGAAGUAGGAGCUACAGUGGAGAGUUGGAGAACUGAACAGUUUUGUCCUCCAUCGUGUGGUGCAAACAGUCACUAUGAGCUGUGUGCCUCUCCGUGCCAACUUACCUGCAGUGGUCUUACGCCCCCGGAGGGCUGUGAUGCCAGUGCUUUCUGCACAGAAGGCUGCGUGUGUGAUGAUGGAUUCAUGUUGAGUCAUGACAGCUGUGUACCUCUAGCAGAGUGUGGUUGUCAGUAUGAAGGACAGUAUUAUCAAAAUGGACAGGUGUUUUAUCCAGGAGAGUCCUGUAACACUCGUUGUGUUUGUUCAGAUGGUGGAAAAAUACAGUGUGAUCCUAAAUUUCAUUGUUCAGCCAAUGAAAAGUGUGUUGUGAAACAGGGUUUUGCCUAUUGUUCUCCCAGAAGUGUUGGUUCCUGUUCUGUGAGUGGGGUCCAAACAGUCAGGUCCUUUGAUGGACAGGAAUAUCCCCUGUGGGGAAACUGUGUGUUCAAAUUGUCAGAAGUGGAGGAGAACGAAGGAGGGAUGGCAGCCUUCUCUAUAUUGUUACAACAGCAAACCCAUAAGGAUGAUGUCCUCUCUCGCAGUGUUGAGCUCCUAGUUUAUGACAUGGAAAUCACUAUGGAGACUGGGGUUGUUUGGGAGAUUAAGGUUGAUGACAUUAGAGUCCCCCUUCCUGUGUCGCUGGCUGAUGGAAAAGUACGGGCACAUCAAAAUGGCAUCAACAUCAUCAUUGAAACUGAUUUUGAUCUGACGCUGUCCUAUGACACUGUGGCAGCUGUUUUCUUACAAAUCCCAUCGACCUAUCGCAACUCACCAAGUGGUCUCUGUGGCAACUAUAAUGGUGAACUGUCUGAUGACCUGGCAUUAGCCAGUAAGAAGCCAGCAGACGUAGCAGCGGUGUGGGUAGUAAAGAAGGACAACACUACCUGUGAGACGAGCUGUGGGGCCAGUUCCUGCCCUGAGCCAGAUGGACAAAAGGUCCCUGAAGCCAAAAAGGCCUGUGACAUCAUCAAAGCUCAGCAAGGCCCAUUUGCAGGCUGCCACGCAACAGUGCCACCCCAGCCAGAUUAUGACGCUUGUGUCAGGGAGCUAUCCACAGGUAAAGGGGGCACAGAGGUCCUGUGCCGUCACAUCCAGAAUUAUGUUACCGCCUGUCAACUAGCUGGUGCCAAGAUAAGCAAAUGGAGGAGCGACAGCUUCUGUGCUGUGACGUGUCCAGCAGGGAGUCACUAUGAGCUGUGCGCCACUGCCUGCUCCUCCACCUGCUACUCUCUGCAGAGGUCAGAGCCCUGCCCAGUGUGCCAGGAGGGCUGCCAGUGUAAUGACGGCCUCAUGUCUGAUGGAGUCGACUGUGUUCCUGUGGCGAACUGCGGCUGUGUAGUGGAUGGACAAUAUUAUAAGUCGAGUAAAACAGUAUUCCUGGAAAACUGCUCAGAGCGCUGUCUCUGCCAGUCUGGACAGUUCAGCUGCAACUCCACAAACUGUCAGGAGGGGGAGGAGUGUCGCAACAAGGAUGGAACAGUUGGCUGCUAUUCCACAGACCCUUGUUCUGAGGUUGAAUGCAGGGUUAAGGAGCACUGUGAGGCAUCAGAAGGCCAAGGAGUGUGUAUUCCUGAUUCCAAGGCCUUAUGUUGGGCUUUUGGUGACCCACACUACACCACAUUUGAUGGCUGGAGCUACUCAUUCCAGGGAACCUGCACUUACAUCCUUGUCAACACCACAGGUCUUGAUCCCUCCCUGCCAGAAGUAACUGUGACUACUAAGAAUGAGCUCCGUGGUAACGCUGAAGGUUCCUUUGUACGUUCAGCUACUGUGGAGAUGUUGGGCUACCAUAUAACCAUUCCAAGUGAUGACAGGGGUGUCGUAUUGGUGAAUGGUAUUAAGACAGUUCUUCCUGUCUUUCUUGAAGGGGGCAGCAUCUCCAUAUCAGAAUCAGGAAUAAAAGGCAUACUUCAGAGUGAUAUCGGCGUUGAAGUCACUUUUGAUUGGUCCACACUUGUCAUGGUGUCCAUCAGCAGCAGUUAUUAUGGCAAUGUUGCUGGCCUCUGUGGCAACUACAACGGCAACAAGGAGGAUGAGGUAACAGCUGCCGGAGGCAACAUAGCUGUUAAUGUGACAGAGUGGGUAGGGACAUGGAGCAUUAAUGAUGGCGACCCAUUUUGUUACCAUUACUGUGAGGGCCUUUGUCCUCAGUGCUCUGAGGAAGACCGCAUAAGGUUCACAGGUCCAGAGUACUGUGGGAUUCUGAGCGAUAAGAAGGGACCAUUCUCUGGUUGUCAUAGUAACCUGCCAGUAGCAGAGUUUGUGUUAGACUGUUUGUAUGAUGUCUGUAUUAAUGAAGGACGGCUUGAAGUACUGUGUGAGGCCCUGAGCAGUUACAUGACAGAGUGCCAGGAAGCUGGAGUGUCAGUAUUACCAUGGAGACAACUAGCCAACUGUUCUGUUACCUGUCCAAGCAAUAGUCACUACAAAGUUUGUGGUUCAGCCUGUCCAUCCAGCUGUAGUCCUCAGCCAGAGCUGUGCCCUAAGGUCUGUGUGGAAGGCUGCUUCUGUGACACAGGAUAUGUGCAGAGUGGAAGAGAGUGUGUUGUCAAGGAGACUGGCUGUGGCUGUAACCAUGAUGGCAGAUAUUACCUGCCCGGUGAGGUGUUCUGGGCUGACACACAGUGUGACAAGAAGUGUGUGUGUGAUGCAGCAACACAAAAGGUGCAAUGUGAGCGGACUGCCUGUCGAACCGGACAGAUAUGUGGUGUCGUAGAUGGAGUCCGAGGCUGUUACCCAAUCAGCUUUAAGAUUUGCACUGCACACGGAGAUCCACACUUCUACACCUUUGAUGAACGCAAGUUUGACUUUCAGGGCAACUGUGUCUACAAGCUGGCCAGUGUGUGUGGAGAUAGCAAAGGUCUGACGCACUUUGAGGUGAACCUGGAAAAUAACAACCGUGGCAACAAAAGAGUGUCAUACGCUAAAGUGGUGACUGUUAAAGUCUAUGGCAACACCUAUACACUUUCACUGGACUAUCCAGGCAAAGUGCUGGUGGAUGGGCUUGAAAAGUCUCUACCAUUCUCAUCCAAUCAAUCACUGGUCCAGGUUUAUCGCAGACACAGACUGGCUGUCCUUGAGACACACUUUCUUAAGGUCUCCUUUGACUUCGCAAGUGCAGUGAGGGUGGAGCUGGCAUCUAGUUAUCAAAAUGCAACCUGUGGUCUCUGUGGAAACUUUAAUGAUGAUCCUGCUGAUGACCUAAUGCUGCCCAAUGGACAGCUGGCUUCCAAUGCCAAUGAGUUUGGAGUGAGCCAGUGGCUGGCAAACGUAAAGGGCUGCUCCCAUGAGUGUAAAGACUGUGCUCAGCCUCUCCCUCCUGACUUCACACCACCAAGCUACACAUCAGUUUGUGAUGUUAUAACAGCAAAGGAUGGACCCCUGGCUGACUGCGUCGGCCGAGUGGAUUCCAGGCAGUACCACGACGACUGUAUCUAUGACAUGGUGCUUAAUGAUGACAAACAGAAAGCAGCUUGUGACAUCAUCAGCGACUAUGUGGAAGAGUGUCAGAGAAAAGGAGGCUGUGUGAAGUCAUGGAGGACGAGACACUUCUGUUGGAUGCAGUGUGCAGCAAACAGUAUGUACAGCAUCACAGCUCCUGGCUGUCCAAUCAGCUGCUCCUCUCUGUCUCCACCCGUUCAGUGUAAAACCCCACCCAGUGAAGGCUGUGUCUGUAACCCUGGUUUCCUGCUGAGUCAGGAUCGCUGUGUGCCACUGGCUGAGUGCGGCUGCCACUUCAAUGGUCAGUACAUUGUUUCUGGACAGAAAUUCUACGUUGACGCUGAAUGCCAGAGCUUCUGUGUCUGCCGUGGAGGGGUGGUGACCUGUAAGAACAAACCCUGCAAAAGACAGCAAAGAUGUGGAGUGCAGAAGGGAGUAAGAGCUUGUUACGCCAAAAGACGUUUCCCCUUCAGACAUCAUGGGAGAAAAGGAUAGAUACAUGCAGAGUGCCAUCUUCUCUUAAUUAAAGCAAUUCUUUAGGGAGCAAUGUUGUGUUUAGACUCUAAGCCUUAAUUUUUCAAUUAUAAUUAUAGAUUUUUCUGUGGUAACAGUCCAUGUAUUUAAUUCAUUGAUCUAAAAUGGUGUUUCACAAUUAAAGAUAGAAAUAGCUCAGUUGUCAAAAAUCUGAUCUUAAAGGUUAUUAAUAAAAAUAAUACAUAAUAUAAUGUUUCUUUUAAGUCACUCUGCUUACAAACUGCUGUUAUUGCAUUAACAAUUAAUGUUAAUGUAACCUGAAAUAGAUUGUUACAUAGUACUUUAACUACUGUGUAUUGCUGUUGCAGCUAAAACUACUUCAACAUACACUCAGUCAGUUUAUUCAGGUACACCUAGCUGAUAAUGAUAAACUAGUGCAGUCUCAUAUAACAGUCCUGCAAUAAAUCAUUAUCUUUCCUAAGGUCCUAAUGUUGUGUUUUCGUUGAAACUGAGAGGUAUUGAUUCAAUUCUAUGGUCAUUUUGGAGGUUGCUGUUUGUGGUGAUGUUGAAUUAUAUUGGAUGUACUGUUGUUGUAACUGUACUGAGAAGUGUUUCUAUUAUUUUGUCCACACCAUUUAUAUCAAAAGAUCUAAAAUGAUGAUGAAGAAUGAAGUUUCGACAGCACCUUUAUAAAAUUCAACAUCAUACAGUGUGUAACAAUAAUUUUAUCAUGUGACUUAGUAUCUUAUAAAAUAAAAGUUUUUAUACUCUGUUUAUUUUCAAUUUAAAAUGUUAUUGCUAGUCUUUACAAAACCAAUGAAGAUUUUUACUACUCUGUGGAGGACUACAGUAACAUUUUGUAAUCAGCUUCAUUAGUCUGUUCCUUCCACACAUAUAGUAUACAGUAACGUGUACAUCUAAGUGUUUCUAAUGAUCAUUAAACGUAUUUCAGCAGCAAA
Dicentrarchus labrax (European seabass) is the source of this 8342-nucleotide messenger RNA. Its product is annotated as IgGFc-binding protein. The transcript has 36 exons. The record is from RefSeq and is a predicted model, not a curated record. Gene Ontology annotation, molecular function: protein binding. Lineage: Eukaryota; Metazoa; Chordata; Actinopteri; Moronidae. Bases 85 to 7404 code for a protein of 2439 amino acids.